This is a messenger RNA of Arachis stenosperma, 2825 nucleotides long. RefSeq lists its product as uncharacterized. The coding region runs from base 1382 to 2605 and encodes 407 amino acids. The record is from RefSeq and is a predicted model, not a curated record. Lineage: Eukaryota; Viridiplantae; Streptophyta; Magnoliopsida; Fabales; Fabaceae. The transcript is spliced from 5 exons.
AAACACUGAUUUUGUGAUUUUGUUAAAUAUGUUUUUUGUAUCCGGUUUUCCUUUGAUUUUUUGUUUGCUGAGAGCUUCCUUUUAUUUGUGAACACAUUGUUAGCUCAUGAUUUUGAGGUUAAAAAAUUGAUGCUUUAACGAAGUUCAAUCACUAUGUUGUGAGCACUAGAAUUAAUUUUAUUUUCAGUCAUCAAACUUCCCCGUAUCCCUCUUAAUGAAAUUUGUACAAAUACCUUUCAUCAAAUUUAUGCAGUUCCUAGCUCUACAUUUUAUAUGAAGUUUUAUUGAACAUGAUGUUUCAGUUUCAAAUUGUGACACCUGUGUUACUUAGCCAACAGAUCCAUGGUUGUUCAAACUUUUUUCUUUAUGCUUGUUAUUUCAUCUGUUUGAAACUCAAUAAAAGCCACUGUUUUUGCUCUUCUUUAAGGGAAAAAAUGUUGAACAUGAGUCCAAUUUCAUUUCUUUUUGUAUUAUUUAUUAACUUCACAUGAUUUUGAAUUUCUCUAUUAGGCAAGUAUCUGCUCUUCAUCACUGUUCUUAAUAUUGGUAUAUCUUGAUACUGCUCUCCUUUUAUUUAUGGUAUCUUGCUACUGGUUAUAUAUCCUAGAACCAUUUGAUCUUUAUUUUGUUGCAGUAUAUUGUUUGAUUGUAAUGGAAAUAGUCAUAAUGAUAAUUAGUCUUGAGAUUUUUGAGAGGCAGAUAUCGUCAAAGGUAAAAUAAAAUUUUUAAAGUGUCAAAAAUUAAUAUAUAAGUUAAAAACUUUUUAUAUUUAAAUUAAAAACCGAUUUUUUUAAAAAUCAGUUUUUAGAUAAAAAGUACAAAAAAAAAACUAGUUUAUUGGUUUGAUCAUUUAAAACCAGCUUGGUUUAGGGUUUGUUUGGGUGAGUUUGAGUUUAUGCAAAAAAGAUCUUUUUUCAAGUGAUUUUUUUUAAAAGAUCUUAUAAAAAAGUAAAAGUAAUUUUAUGUUUGGAUAUUUCAUGUAAAAAUAUCUUUUUAUCUAACAAUAUAAAAAUACUUUUUUUGUUUAUUUAUUAUGUUAACAUCUUUUCUUUUAUGUAAAAAGAAUCUUUUAAGAAAAUGUAAAUUGUAACUUCUAAAAAAAGAUUUUUCUUUCUUAAAUUUUUCUGGCGCUCUUACUUUUACUACUAAAAUUUUUAUAACAAUUUAAUGGCACCCAAACCAGCAAACCAAAUUUCUAGUUAACCAAAUUUUUGGUUUCUUGGUUAACUUUAACCAUAUGCACUAUGCAGCUCUAGUCCCAAUUGCUUACAUUAGAUUUGCCUUCUGAACCCAGAGUGUCUGUUAACCUAAACUCGAUUUUUCGAGGAGGAGAGAAUUGUAGCUGAAAAUAAAUAAGUUGUUGGCCAGCAAUUCUUCGAUUAUGGAUGAUACAAUAUAUACGUCAGACAAAUCUUCUGCUCCCUCGCUGAACCCUUCGCGGACGAUUUGUCAUGUAUGUCAGAAGCAAUUUUCACAGUACACUUGUCCUAGAUGCAAUUCGCGAUACUGUUCUCUCCAUUGUUACAAAUCUCAUAGUCUCUGUUGUACGGAAUCCUUCAUGAGAGAAAAUGUAGUUCAGGAGCUUCAGCAGAUCCAGCCUGAUGAACAAACCAAACAUAAAAUGUUAGACAUACUGAAAAGAUUUCAUUCAGAAGAGGAAAUGGAUGAUAGCAUAGAUGACAAUGAGGAUUAUUCAACACUAUCUGAGGGCAUAGUGCAGAAAUUUUUGUCUGGACAAGAAAUCAGUUUUGAUGACUUAUCUGUUGAAGAGAAGAAAAGAUUUCAAAGAGCUAUUGCCUCUGGUGAAUUGAGCAAGAUGAUCAAACCUUGGGAACCAUGGUGGUCAAAACUUUCUGCCAGAAAAAUCCGUCUUAGUAAGGAAGGAACUCAACUUGUUCAACCACUUGCAGAGGAGGAGCUGGAAGAUGAUAUUGAAAAUCAUGAUUCCUCCAAAAUUCCUCUUGGUCCGGAAACUCCACUUCCUCCUGUAAGCAGGCUUAGUUCUAAGGAGCCGUCGCCCAUUUUAACGGUUCACCUAGUCGAUAUCUUAUAUAGCUACUGCUUCACUCUCCGCCUAUACAACGGAGAUUGGAGGUCAGACCCGUUAGGAUCUGUUUUGGUUGUAUUCAGCGUGUCGUCAGUGUUGGGUCAAGGUGGUCUGCCAGAGACUCUACUGGAAGCUCUCUCUCAUUGCUUGCAACAGAUAUGCUCUCCGACGUUCCGUCACAUGGGCGGGUUGCAAUUCGGUUUUGGUGUUAUUGAUGAUGUGAUCAGCCUGCUCGAAUUAGGAAGUUCUGCCUUGAUUUGUGCCCUCUGCGAUAUGCAUCGAUUGGUUCAAGAAGCGGGGAAGGUGGCCAAAUCAGAAAAGCCAAGAAAUUCAAGGAAAGAUGAGAUUAGAAGUACUAUUCGGCAUGCAGAAAGAAAGAUUUAUUUCAUCAUGUGUUGGGUUCAUGAACAGCCUCCGGAAGCAUGGUCUUCUUUAGCAGACAUUGUAAGAACAGAAAAGGCAUCAGUCAUGGAAUCUCAGUGGAGUGGUAAAGGUCAAAAGUUAAACAACAAAGCAGAAACCAAAGGGAAAUGUUUAAUUGAAGAGAUUAAUGAUUAACCAGUUACUUAAUGCUUGUUUGCAUGGCAGUUAUAAACAUGCUUUUAUAUAUACAUAUUUGAGAAUGAUGCAUCCUGAAAACAAAUUUUCGAUACUUACAAUUUAGUAAAGAAAUUAGGUAGAUUAAUCAUACGUUAAGUCGUUAACUACUGUAUAUCAUCAUAUAAUCUAUGGAACUAUGUAUGUUAUAUUCUUAUGUAUAUUGAGUAACUUUAUAUGC